Messenger RNA from Dioscorea cayenensis subsp. rotundata (Guinea yam), 1890 nucleotides. Its product is annotated as cytochrome P450 71A9-like. Bases 43 to 1890 code for a protein of 615 amino acids. NCBI's taxonomy places the organism in Eukaryota, Viridiplantae, Streptophyta, Magnoliopsida, Dioscoreales, Dioscoreaceae. The transcript is spliced from 6 exons. Gene Ontology annotation, molecular function: monooxygenase activity; iron ion binding; heme binding. The record is from RefSeq and is a predicted model, not a curated record.
AAAAUCCAUUUAUACAAGUUUCAAACUUCAGUUUCUAUCUCAAUGCAUAAUCUCCUUCUCUUGUUGGCUCCUUUCCUUCUAUUCGUCCUUAGCAUCAAACUAGUCUUGUCUAAGAGAUCAGUUAGAGGACUACCACCUUCUCCAUGGAAGCUCCCAAUUAUUGGAAACCUCCACCAGCUUGGCUUGCUAGCCCAUCAAUCCCUUCACAAGCUCUCAAUGAAGCAUGGCCCUCUCAUGUUUCUUAAACUUGGUCAAGUUCCAACAUUAGUGGUUUCAUCUUCUGAAAUGGCAAGGGAGAUCAUGAAGACUCAUGAUCUUGUCUUUGCAAGCAGGCCUGUUCUGAAAGCUUCUCACACAGUUCUUUAUGGGAACAAUGACUUGGCCUUGGCACCCUAUGGUGAGUAUUGGAGUAUCCUUCUCAGCCAAACCAGUUGGCAUGCUGCUGAUGUAGCUGCUAUAUACUCAGCCUCAGUUGAGGAGAGAGCCACAACGUCCUGCUUCUUCGAUGACCAAGUGACUGAGCAUGAUCCAAUCCUGCACAACAUUCCUGAGAAUAACCCCAACGACUGUGUUCCUGCAAGGUACUUCAAGACUCUCUUCGCUGCAUUGAGAUGCACUUCACUUGGCCUGCUCAUAAAUCUUGAUAGGAAGUUAACGGAUCGUGACGCCGGCGAGCCUCCGUUCACGUGCUCUGCUGGAAUGAAAGGUGAAGCUCCUGUGACGACGAUGAUGAUGUUCAGUGAAGAAGUUCCACCUCAGCUCCAACAGAUGAGAAAGAUAUGUGUGACUCAUCUCCUCAGCAUGAGAAGGGUGCACUCAUUUCAGGCUGCAAGGGAAAAGGAGGUCGCUCAUUUGAUGGAUAAGAUUGUUUCUCAUGUUUCUUCUCAUCCAUUAAAGGCAUUGAACAUGAGUCGAGUGUUGUUUUGCUUCACUAACGACAUGCUUUGCAGAGCCAUAUUGGGUGAGUUCUCCAGAGAUCAAGAAGGUAGGAAUGAGAUAUUUUUGGAAAUGAUAGAGGAAAACAUGAUUUUAUUUAGUGGCUUUAAUUUGGAGGAUUACUUUCCUUCACUUGGAUGGUUAACUUCAUUGCUUGGAUUUGAUGAGAGGGCUAAAAGAAAUUUCAGAAGGUGGGAUGGUGUUCUGAGUCAGAUGAUUGAGGAACAUAAGAACAAAGAGGAUGGAAAUCUCAAAGAUGAUGACUUUGUGGAUGUCUUACUCUCACUCAAGAAAGAUCCUGACCUUGAUUUUAGUCUUAAUGAUGAGCACAUCAAAGCUCUCCUAGUGGAUAUGUUUUCAGCAGGAAUAGAUACAUCAUAUAUAGUGCUUGAAUGGGGUAUGGCAGAGCUUCUUGGGAACCCAAAUGUAAUGAAAAAGCUACAAGAUGAAAUUAAUGGCUUAGCAAGUGGGAAAUCAAUGGUUAAUGAAGAUGAUUUAAGUAAGAUGUGCUACCUAAAAGCUGUAGUCAAAGAGAUUCUUAGACUUCAUCCUCCAGCUCCGUUACUUCUUCCAAGAGAAUCCAUAGGUAGUUGCCAAAUUGAAGGCUACAAAAUACCAGAUAAAUGCAGGGUUUUUAUUAAUUAUUGGGCCAUUGCAAGAGAUCCUAAAGUAUGGGAUAUGCCUGACAACUUUAUACCAGAGAGGUUUGUGAAUAAUACUAUAGAUUUUAAGGGACAAGACUUUGAAUACAUUCCUUUUGGUUCAGGUAGGAGAAUAUGCCCUGGAAUAGGGUUUUCAAUCCCCCUCGUAGAACUUGCGUUAGCAAAUCUUGUCUUUAAAUUUGAGUGGAAAUUGCCGGAUGAUCAUGUUGGUGAAGUGGACAUGACUGAAGCACCUGGACUAACAACUAAAAUGAUUAAAAACUUAUGUCUUGUUCCUAAGCCUUGUUUCUGA